AUGAAGAGAGCUAGGCAGAAAGUUGUGAUUGAAAAUGAAGGUCCUCAAACAUUACAGAAAAGCAAAAACCAGAAAACUUGUUUACAUGGCUCCGCGUUUGGUGAAUCUGAUUUGCAUGCCUCAAUGGACUGGGGAAGCCUUCCGCACCAUGUUAUUUUGCGUAUUUUUCAGUUUCUACCUUUAGUUGAUAGAGCUAGGGCAUCUUCCGUUUGUCGAAGGUGGAAUGAUGUUUUUCACAUCCCAGAUCUCUGGAGGAGAUUUGAAUUUGAACUUAGCCAGCCAGCUACUUCUUACUUAAAGUCUACACAUCCUGAUCUCAUUCAGCAGAUUAUAAAGAGGCAUGCUGAUCAUCUGCAGUACGUCAGCUUCAAGGUUGAUAGUAGUACUGAGUCAGCAGAAGCAGCCUGUGACAUCCUUUCUCAGUUGGUGAACUGUUCUAUCAAGACACUGGGUUUGAUUUCUACAGCAAAACCAAGCUUCAUGAAUGUCUCUAAGGCUCAUUUUGCUUCAGCACUGACAGUAGUUUUUGUAAACUCCAAGUCGUUAUCAUCGGUCAAGAUAGAUGACACACCACUUGAUGAUCCUUCCUUGAAGGUUCUUGUUGCUAACAAUAGUGAUACUCUAAAACUGCUAAAAAUGAGCAGCUGUCCUCAUGUAUCACCUGCUGGAAUUCUUUGUGUUGCUGACCAGUGUCAUGGACUUAAGGAGCUGGCUUUGAACUAUUACAUAUUAAGUGAUGAACUGCUGCUGGCUCUUUCGAGUGAAAAGCAUGUUGAUCUUGAACAUCUUCGCAUAGACGUUGUGAGUGAAAACCCUGGACAAGUUGAAUUUCACACUAUUAAAAAGCAAAGCUGGGAUGCUUUUGUUAAACACUCCCCCAAAGUCAACAUUGUAAUGUAUUUCUUCUUAUACGAAGAAGAAUUUGAUGCUUUCUUCAGAGAGGAAACCCCUGUUACACACCUUUACUUUGGUCGUGCAGUGAGCAAAGCGAUGUUAGGUCGCAUUGGCAUGAAUUGCCCAAGGUUAAUUGAGUUGGUUGUGUGUGCUAACGGACUUCAGCCUUUGGAUGACGAACUUAUUCGGAUUGCCGAGCGCUGUAAGAACUUAACAGCAAUGGGACUUGGUGAAUGUGAAGUAACUUGCAGAGGUUUUAUUGAAUUUGUAAAGAUGUGUGGGGGCAGGCUUACCCAGCUUUCUAUAAUGGAGGAGGUACUGAUUCCAGAUAAUGAUUAUAGCUUAGAUCGGCUUCAUCUGGAAGUCUCCAAACACCUUGGAAGAAUGUGGUUUCCUGAUAUGAUGCCAACGUGGUAAAUACUCUACAUUUAUGGACAAAAUAGUAGAAUCAGGGUGUUGCUUUCUAUGCAAAUAAAGAAUUUAAAAAUGAAAUCUGAAAACUGAUUUCCAAAUUUGAAUUUUUAUACCUGGAGAACCGCUAGUCAUGUAACAGCAAAACAUUCUAGAAUGUUUGUGGUAUAUUGAAAAAUAAAAUAGAUUAAGUGUACUUAACACUUCUCUAGGUAUGUGGUUUACAGGUGCUUCAAACUUCAGUGAACUUGGGCUUCUCUGACCUUCAGUUUGAAUGUUCCAUUCACAUUAAAAUUUUUUGUGUUUUUUUUUUCCCCCCAUGUCUUUAUAAUCUUUCUGAUGUAGUCAAAAGAGGACUAGAGAAACUUUUUGCCUUUAGCAAAUCUAUCUUUAUGGGAAGCUGGAUGCACUUGGUGUUCAGUAUUAUUUGUAAUAAUGUUUAAUGCAGCUAUUUUCCAAAAUAUUAACGUUACAAAUGUAAAAGCUUGUACAUUAAAAUACUUAGAACAGCCCAGCUUACUCAAGUGUAAUCGAACUUAAACUCAUGCUGGUGUAUUAAAAUAUUGCGGUAAAUAAGCUUAUGCUUACAAAAAAACCCUUUGUUUUUAAAUUGCACUUUAAAUAAUUUUGUCAGAUUAGCUAAACUGUAGAGACUGCAUUGUACCAUGUGUUGGUUUUUUUGUCUUACACAUUAAAUGGAUGGGAAAGAGACAAUGUUAAAAUUAAUGAAUUUAAAAGUUUGGGUCUAGAUUGAUUGCUUGGGUGAAUGACAAAGCACUUUGGAAGAGUUCAAGUCUUUGAUUACAAAUAUUUAUGUCUGAAUGCUUUCAUUAUUAAGAGAUAAGGUUCUCAUAAAUGCAGCUAGUGAGAAGGAAGGAUCAAAUAUGAUAUGGUUGUCUUUGAUGACUUUCUGUCUGGAAUCAAAGAUUUAGAGCAAUUAAAAUAAUUUACUUGCCACUUAGAGGGUGAAGUGGCCUGUAAUAAUCUUGCCUGUAUCUCAUAGAGCUGUGCUGUGACCCCUGAUUUCUAGACUAAGGGUUGCUGGAGGUGAUCCUGAAAUUUUUAGUUCAGGACUGUUUAAUACUUGUUGCUAUGAAUUGUUUUUUGAGGAAGAUGAUUUUAUUUUACUUUUUCUUUCAAGGGGGAAAGAAUAGUGAGUUGAUGUGAAUAGAGUAUAUAUUUUUUUGUGUUGACAUUUUGCACACUGUAAACUGAAUUCUAUUCAAUUUUGUAGUGGAUACGAUUUUGUAUACAAAUUUUGCUGUAACUAUUUUCAUGCUGUAGUUGUUCUAUCUUCCUGUUUAUAAUGAGAAGACUACGUUUGACUUGCUGGUCGUAUUUAUCACAUCAGAGGAAAAUGUCCGUUUCUUCCACACUUACACUUUACUGCAAAAAUAGCAACUAGAGGGUUAAACCACUGUUGUCUUGGACAGACCUGUUCCCGGUUGCAAGGUAAAAAAUUUAAGAUCACACAUAAUGCCUGAACUCGUAAUGCAUUAUUGCUUGUUGCACAGUUAAACAUCUGACUGGUUACUAGCACGUGUUACCCCCUCACUCACUUCCAUAAUCAAGGGGAUUAUAAUUGUCAUCUAAACAAAAGACUGAAAUAUUUCUAAACAGAAUUUGAGUUAAGAUGUGUGAUUUGCUUUAAAUGUGAUCUAAUAAAUAAAGUGAUCUAAUACAUCCACUGA
This is a messenger RNA of Falco peregrinus (peregrine falcon), 2996 nucleotides long. It is a transcript of the gene FBXL21P, whose product is annotated as F-box and leucine rich repeat protein 21. Bases 1 to 1311 code for a protein of 436 amino acids. The record is from RefSeq and is a predicted model, not a curated record. Gene Ontology annotation, cellular component: SCF ubiquitin ligase complex; nucleus; cytosol. NCBI's taxonomy places the organism in Eukaryota, Metazoa, Chordata, Aves, Falconiformes, Falconidae. Gene Ontology annotation, molecular function: protein binding. Gene Ontology annotation, biological process: regulation of cell cycle; entrainment of circadian clock by photoperiod; G2/M transition of mitotic cell cycle. The transcript is spliced from 4 exons.